AUGGCGAUGUCAGCCGACAAGGAAGACAAAGUUGAUCAAGUUGGCCAAACUUGUUUGUCACUUUUCACUUCAAAUCAUGGUAGCCAUGACUCUAUUUGGAUUACCAGAGGAUCAGCGUUUAAGAUUUUAUGCAUUGCUUGUCUGAUAGAAGCAUUAGAAGACAAAGAAGUAUUAGUAAUACGAAAGAAAAAAAUCCUUAGCGAAAUUCUUGUGCUGGUGUCCAGAGAUGACAAGAUGGCUGCCGUCCUGUCGACAAACUUUAGAGUUUGUUCUCAUUUGUGUGGAAUCCUUGUAAAUCUUCUUGAGAUGGACAAUGACACAGUUUGUGAAAUGGCUAUUGAAGGACUUGUACAGCUGACUUGCAAGCUCCGAAAUGAAGUAAUAGUAAGAGAAAUAGUUGAUAAUGCCGAGAAAAAAAUAUCUGGGAUAAACAAUAUACGAAAGUCGUGUGCUUACAUUACGUUGCUUGGAAAGCUAGUGAGYACGAUUGCCCCACUUGGCGAGGAGAUACUUAUUCGAAAAUCUAAAUUACUGCAAUACUGUAUUUCUAACUUGUUAUUCCCUGAUGAAACACCGAGGAUUUCUCUGAUGUACCUGGUGCUUGGGAUCUGUCAAAACGACACUACAAAAUCCAAGCUCUCGCCUGAGAACAGAAAUACCAUUUUCAAAAGUGUUUGCGAGAGCUUAGCCGAUAUAAAACAGAAAGCUGUCAUUGUGAAUUCUCUGGCACUACUUCAAAGUUUUACGAAUCCCGAAGACGUUGAAGCGCUUGGACUUUUAGACGGAAAUAAGGAUGGACAAGACAGGAGAGGUUUACUUGGCAAGGCUUUGAAGAAAGUCAUCUUAGAUACAGACGAAAACAUCCAAAUUGGAGGAAUACAGUGUACGACGAGGUUUCUCAGGUUUGAUUCAAAGGAAUGCCUUCUUUCACGAGGAUUACUUCAAUGUGGUCUGGGCGAGUUUUUAUUCGAGGGUUUAGGGACCAAUAAUGAUGUAGUCUUAGCAUCAUUGUUCUGCUGUCUAUCUGGAUUUUGCAAUUUUACUGAAUUCUUCAAAGGUAGUUAUUCUGUGUAUGGUACUGAGUCUCUUGUCUCUGGAAUGUACAAGGCGUUGAAACUGCAGAAYCCAGAGACGAUCCACCAAGGUCUACAUGUGCUUUCUACAAUUAUCACAAAACAGCCAAGGGGCGUGCCUCUUUUCAGCAAUGGGGCCAUAUUUGAGAGAUGCUUGAACGCAAUCCAAGAAUGUUUCAACUCAAUGGAAUACAAAGUUCUACAAGAAGCCAUAAACGUCGUUGGGAGUCUUCUGAGGUUAGAUCAAAUUCCAUCUGGAUUUGAUAUAAGAGGAAUGUUGCCUUCUCUUUCAGCUGUCAUCUCCUUGAUUAAGACGUUUACUACUAAGAAUGUUGAUUCAUUUAGUGGCAUGAAAGCAGACACAGCUCAAGAACUUCUUUGCUCUUCACUCGCUGUCAUCCAUAAAGCCAUCACUUUUGUCAGCAAAUAUCGAGAAAAAUCUCCCUCACUUGAAGAAGCAUUGCUAGCAGAUGACUCGACUUAUUCUAAUCAAAGCAACAGGGAGAGAUCUACAAUGGAAGUGAACGAGUUUCUCAUGAGAGCCAUCGACGAGAUCUGCAUUGUGGCUGUAAUGAUGAACUUUGAAGCAAUUACCAAUCCUAUGGUGUUUGAGGUCUUCUUUUCGCUCAUAAAUUCGCAGUUGUCGUCACCACAUGAUCCCCAUGCUCGUUUAUUCGCAAAGAAACUAUCAACAGCUUCAUUUAUAAGAGUUUCRAUUGAAAUUAAUGGGAAAUUCUGCAAAGGAGGUUCUCAGAGACCACUCUUGGAAUCAAUACAUCAGUUCCAAAGAAAACUGAUGUUGUCCCUUACUGAUGCCACYGAAAAAGAGCAAAUGGCCGAUAUUCUAGAGUCAGCGUUCAUUCCAGCUUCUCCAGACGAAUGCCUCACACUUUUGUCACAAUCCUCAAUCGAYCCAAUCUCGAAGAGCAUGUCUGACAAAAUGCUUUUCAAGAUCCAGUGUUUCUGUAUUGAGUUGCUAUACUUUGCCUACAUUCACAAGGAUUCCAUUCUACCCGAGCAACUCUUACUAAGAGGUCUUCAUAAAUACAUCUGCGUGCACAGACACCUUGGUCUCCUUCCUAUGAUAACGCUUAGACAUUUAGUAUUCUUGUAUGCAAGCAUUACAGUCAAACUAAAGGCUGUAYUAUCACCAAGAGAAUUCAACUAUCUUACAGAGUCAGAAAAUGUYUUAGAAGGAACGCUUCUUAAGCUCCAAGUAGACGAAUACCUCAAACUUUCGAGUCGGGAUCCUGGUUUUAUUCUUUGGGUUUUUAGCCGUGAAGCGCUUGGUAAGGCCUUUGGAAGCUUGACGCUUGAGAAGUUAUUAUCUUGCGAAAAUGAUGAAGAUGGGCAGGAACAGCACCAGGCCAUGUUGUGGGAUGCUCUAAAGGAUGACGAAACUGCUCUCAGAUGYUUGCUAAGUCUUGCAUUUURUGAGAAUACGCACGUUGUUAAGAAAGCUCUGGAUAUUAUCGAGAAGGUUUUGCAGCAAGCCAGCCGGCAGGAGAAACCAAGUUUUAUAACUCAAGUCACAACUGAAGAGCUCCAGAAGCUGUUCCUCAGGAAUCAAGCGUCCCCUCUCCCAGACCAAAUCCUGCUUUCCAUGUUGAAAAUUCUCUUGCCAUUGCAAGCUGCAACAGGUUCACAGGUCGAGAUAAAGCUCCUCUGCUUUGUCAUAGACAUCCUAACAAAACCAACCAAUAAAGUUCCUUCUAUCACGGUAGCGGCAAUCAAUUACCUCAACGUGGCGCUCAGCGUAAACAUGGACUCCCAGCAUCCUCGAGUUGCUUCUGUGCUGUUCUCGAAUAGGGAUUUUAUUUCCUGGCUCCAGAAAGCAAUGACAUCAAUAAGUUCUCAAACUCCAAGAAAUUCUAACGCUGAUUUUGUAAACGUUUUUGCUGCUUGUUUGUUGCUGGUGUCCAAUCUAGUCCUCUCUCAAAGCAAGCUUAGGAUUGCUCACAGUGUCCAGCUAACUAUUGAAAAAGAUGCUCYGAUUGAACUCCUGAACGACACUCAAAGCUCACUCCUUCGAUUGGUGAGCCUUGUGUUUUGGAAAGCAUAUUUCAAUGCAGGAGGAAAAACUUGUAUUCUUUUUGAAGAAAAAAUUCUGGGAGAGGAAUCGAGGAGUGCCAACAAUAACUUAACAGAAUUAGAUUUGAAAGUCAUAUUUGUGUAUUUACAAAAUUCCCUGAUGCACGAAAGUGAGGCUGUUAAGGGCUGUACUAUGGAAUGCAUGAAGGCUUUUCUAUUCUACGAAGGYUGCAAAGACAUUUGCAAAGCGAACAGGUGGAACACGGUGAUACUUGAAUUCAUGCUAUUUUCCACAGAGAAUGGGAAACUAAACUCCCUAUUGAUCCAGCUGUGUACAAUGAUGCUGAAGCUAAAUGACCUUGACCAUGAAAAGGGAAGUGUUCUCUCAAAGGCUGUCCAAACUAUACAACAUCAGAUUCCCAAGACGCAACUUGACUUCAAUGAUAAAGAGUUAUCAAGGGUUGCCUUCAGUUGCAUUGAAUUCCUAAACGAAGUUCAAGUCAUAAACUCACAAGAAUUCUCAUUCUCUGAUGAAUUGCUAUCAUGGUGUAGGAAUGUGCAAGACUUGUCCAGGAAGAUAAGGAAGAGAAAUAUUGUUGAGUUCAUCAAUGUUGACCAGAUUGUUUUCACAAAAGCCCACGUCAUGGAGCACGUGGCCAAGGAUGCACUAGCAAAGCUUAUUGAUAAAGUUGUUCGAAGACUGGAGAAUGAGCCCCAAAACCACUAAUUUGACAUGAAACGAAGACUUCCAA
Actinia tenebrosa (Australian red waratah sea anemone) is the source of this 3856-nucleotide messenger RNA. RefSeq names its product meiosis inhibitor protein 1-like. The record is from RefSeq and is a predicted model, not a curated record. Lineage: Eukaryota; Metazoa; Cnidaria; Anthozoa; Actiniaria; Actiniidae.